AUGGAUCCGGCGGGGUUGGCACGGCCCAAGCUUUGUGACCUCAUUGGCAUUGACCGCCUGCAACUUCACAUACGCCAAGAUGGUCGACACCAAGACUACAGCCGAUCCCCACCGGAAUACGUCAAGGCUACCGAGCACCUGAACCGACCACGGGCGCCAUCCGCUGCGGCCGGUGGUCCCGGCCUGCGGGCACCGCUACCCCUCAACCUUCCGAUCAUCUCCUACCUCAAGUCCAAGCGCGUGAUUCUCGCCUCCGCCUCGCCGCGGCGGCGUGCACUCCUUGGACAGGUCGGCCUUACGAACCUCGAAAUCACACCCUCGACAAAACCCGAGGAUCUCGACAAGUCAGCCUACGGGCCUUACGAGUACGUCUCCGAGACGGCGCGGAAAAAGUGCCUCGAUGUAUACGAGACGGCCCUGCAGACGCACCUUGCCUCGAUCCCAGACCCCGAUGUCGUUAUCGCUGCCGACACCGUCAUCGUAACCCGUGACGGCCGCGUGCUGGAGAAGCCGCGUAGCGAGGCUGAGCACAUCAAGAUGCUGCGCCACCUGAGGGACACCCGCGUGCACCGCGUGCUCACAUCUGUGUGCGUCAUCGCGCCGAGAGAGGACGCGCGGUCGCCAGGCUACGAGAUUGGGAACCAUACAGAGGAGACCAAAGUGUACUUUGCGCAGAAGUCCAAUGGGCUGCCGGACGACGUGAUUGAUGCGUACGUCAAGACGAGAGAAGGCGCCGACAAGGCGGGCGGAUACGCAGUGCAAGGCAUUGGUGGGAUGUUGCUCGUUGAAAAGAUCGAGGGCAGCUUUGACAACGUCGUCGGCUUGCCCGUGAGGCAGACGCUGGCGCUGGCGGAGAAGGUGGUCUUCAAGCAAGGCGAGGAAGAAGUGGCUGAGGAUGAUGAGGAGGAGGAUUUGAUGUGA
Molecule: messenger RNA, 921 nt
Organism: Colletotrichum spaethianum
Lineage: Eukaryota; Fungi; Ascomycota; Sordariomycetes; Glomerellales; Glomerellaceae
Product: maf-like protein
Exons: 2
Coding region: 1-921 (306 amino acids)
Molecular function (GO): nucleoside triphosphate diphosphatase activity
Source: RefSeq, a predicted model, not a curated record